UUAGCCGAGAGAGGAGAGAGGGCGGAUUGUUUGCUCACUGGAUCAUUAUAUUUAAUCUGAAACUAAAUAAUUAACUUCUUUCCCAUCUACAAAGCAUUUCGAUGCAAAAUAACUAAUUUAUGAGGGGCAAAGAUUUAGAAAUACUCCGUGGAUUUUUUUUUUUCUUUUCCCUUUCGAACCAACUAAGAGAAGACUGAGGUAGGUGGCAAUCAUCAAGUGCUAUGAAAAGGGGACGCAUUUCCAGGCCAAACACCAGAGCACCCUAGAAAGCUUUAACUAAAAGAAUGCUCAUGUUUGACCCAGUUCCUGUCAAGCAAGAGGCCAUGGACCCUGUCUCGGUGUCAUACCCAUCUAAUUACAUGGAGUCCAUAAAGCCCAGCAAGUAUGGAGUCAUCUACUCCACACCAUUAUCCGACAAGUUCUUUCAGACCCCGGAAGUCCUGUCGCACGGGAUGCAGAUGGAGCCGGUGGACCUGACUGUCAACAAGCGGAGUUCACCGCCCUCGGCUGGGAAUUCUCCUUCCUCACUGAAGUUCCAGUCCUCGCACCGGAGAGCCUCGCCCGGGUUGAGCAUGCCAUCGUCCAGCCCGCCCAUGAAAAAGUACUCACCCCCGCCCCCGGGAGUGCAGCCCUUCAGCAUGCCGCUGUCCAUGCCGCCGGUGAUGGCCGCUGCCCUGUCCAGGCACGGAAUUCGGAGCCCGGGGAUCCUGCCGGUCAUACAGCCCGUCGUGGUGCAGCCCGUCCCCUUCAUGUACACCAGUCACCUCCAGCAGCCGCUCAUGGUGUCCCUGUCCGAGGAGAUGGAAAACUCAAACAGUAGCAUGCAAGUACCUGUAAUUGAAUCAUAUGAGAAGCCUAUAUUACAGAAAAAAAUUAAAAUAGAACCUGGGAUCGAACCACAGAGGACAGAUUAUUAUCCUGAAGAAAUGUCACCCCCUUUAAUGAACUCAGUGUCCCCCCCGCAAGCAUUGUUGCAAGAGAAUCACCCUUCAGUCAUAGUACAGCCGGGGAAGAGACCUUUACCUGUGGAAUCUCCAGACACCCAAAGGAAGCGAAGGAUACACAGAUGUGAUUAUGACGGAUGCAACAAAGUGUACACUAAAAGCUCUCACUUGAAAGCACACAGAAGAACACAUACAGGAGAAAAACCUUACAAAUGUACAUGGGAAGGAUGCACAUGGAAGUUUGCUCGGUCUGAUGAACUAACAAGACAUUUCCGAAAACAUACUGGAAUCAAACCUUUCCAGUGUCCGGACUGUGACCGCAGCUUCUCCCGUUCUGACCACCUUGCCCUACAUAGGAAACGCCACAUGCUAGUUUGAAUGUCUCCGUCUCCGCCUCGGCACGCGGCUCCCCACUCGCCCAGCUCUCUCUGUCCUCCCUCCCGUUGUCUAACUCAUUUUUUACAUGUACAUUUUAAUUUUGAUUCAGCUGGUCUGAAUCUCUGAAUUUAUAUCAGUCAAACUUCCAUAUGGUCAGUAGUAAAUAUUCUCUAAUCCUCCCUCCUUACCACGGGUCAGACCUAAAGAAUGUGAACACUUUUUUUUUCCGGGGAUGCUAAGCAAACCCUUCUUACAGAUAAGUUUAAUGUAAUGAGAACAAGGGAACAUGUAAACAAACAGAACCAGUUGUCGGUUUGUCCAUGUAUUCCUCAAAAGAAUGUCAAAGUAAAUGUGUUAGAAAUACAGUAUCCAGCCUGCUAGUCCUUGCCAGAGACAGUCAUACCUCUGAGCCCUGUGAUCGCAUUUUGUGCUGCACCGAGAAAAGACGGGUGGACCCCUGCACAGGUCAGCUAGAAGGGCAGCAAGAUUCCAGGCGAGUUCAGUCAGCUCUUCCGUUAUCCUUCACCAAUCUUGCUUGUCAAGUUGGAUUUAUCACUUCAUCGACAUUAAGUCCUUUGCCCUCCUUCGUGCCUGCAGCUAAUAAGGAGGACUUUGCCACCAGUGGAAGAUAAGCUAGAGUUGUUGACGUAGGGAGGUGAUCUGUCAGUUCAAGGGAUGGAGGCUGUAUUUGCAUCGAGUGGAGUUGGAGCAAAGGGGCAUUGAGCAAGGGGGCAGAGGAGGAAGCCAGCCAGGGGUUUCCAGUGAGAUUUCAUCAUUUGGUUAGCUGUGCGGUGCGUUCCUAGAACUUCGGUCUCUGCAUAUUCAACUGUGCAGAACCGUCCAGCAAAGCCAAAUACUGAUGGGGUUACCCAUGUACCAACCUCCAGUCCUACAGUGUCCUUAAUAUAGAUCAUCAAGCAUUGAGAGUAGGGACGCCACAAAAAUAUUUGCCCAGAAAUGGUGAAGAAUCUUUUGGAUGGGGGUCUGAAUGGCCUUCUUUACCAAACCUACUGAGAGCCUUUUUGCAAACAGGGGAACGCUGAGUGGUAAUUAUAUUCCCAUAUCAAAUUACUCAUACAGCUUUCAUACAGAAAGUCUGUGUGAGUGACAAGGUGCCAAAUUGGCUGUCAUUGAUGUUCAUGACACAUAUCACAGAUAAGCAUCUGCUAAGUAGAUUCAUUAAGACCUGAGUGACGCUAUUUGUAAAUAGUUGUGAAGCACACAGACCUUUACUUGGGGGGACAGAUUCCUAAAAAAUAGAAAAUCACAGUUCAGGGAUUCAUAUAUGUAGCUCAACAAUUCCCAAAGUUUACUGUCGGAGCUGGCACUCUCACUACCAAGUAUCCUGUCAGAAGAACAAACUGAAAAUGACUCGUGUUCAUGUUCAAGACAAAUAGCACCGUUAUUUGGGGGACAUUUCUCAAAAGUAGGCUUUUGAGCAUCAUAGUCUAAAUGCCAAUAAAAAUAAUUCAUGUGUAGAAAUGCCUUGGUUCUGAAUUUGAAGAAAGUGGCAACGGUGGUCAAAAGUGGGCACCUGUGACCAAAUGCCCCUUCAUAAAGGAUGGAGAAGAGAAGAAUGGAAUCCUGAAGAUUCGUCCGAGCCACAACUCAGGAUCCAAUACAACUUUAACUGGGAGGAAUACGCUGUUUUCAAAGCAUCAGUGAAGAAGUGAUUCUGAGGCCUGCGAAUUGUGUGGGGAGCUUACUUUGGCGCUAUGUCAAUGAAAGUAGUUGUAAGGACUGCACACCUAGAGGUCCCACUCAACAGCUCUCUGAACCAACUGAAAGGAAAUGUACAGAAAUGCAAAAUAAUUUGUUAUCUGGCACUUGGUUUUUACCUUUUUUUUUAAGCACUGCAAAAUUCAUUUAGAAUAUUAAAACAUCCUAAUUGGGCCUUUUCUUUGUUGUUGUGUGUUUGGUUGCAACUAAGAUAUGAAUUGAGGGGUUAAAAAAAAUAGCUCUUGGGAAAGUAGGUAUUGUCUGCAUUGUAAAUACUUAGUCACAUUCAUGCCAAGGUGUUUAUUUCUUGAAAUGGUUCUUCCACAACACACCGAAGAAUUAAGUUUGAAUGCAAGGGACUUUUUUUGUUUUGAUGGAGAAAACCAGUUUAUGUAUAUUCUAACCACAGAAGGUGGGAAGGGGGAUGAGAAAGGGUAGAGUUGAUCUUUCUAUAAUGAGCUUUGAGUCUGAGUCCAAUUAAUAGAAAGCUUCAUGGGUUCUAGUGAAAUUUAAUGUUUGCUAUGGCAUAUCAAAAUUCUGUUCAAAAGUACAAGCAAAACCCUGCAGAGACUAUUACAUUAUACUUAGCUUGCUUAGAUUAUGUUAACAGUUGAUUAACAAAGUUCCAUUUUAACUGAAAGAACCAUCCAGAGAAGCCAUCAUUCUCUGUUCCCUUGCUGGUCUACAUACUUUUGUUACCAAUUGGCUCUCCAAAUUUUCCUUUUAUAUAUAUAUAUAUAUAUAUUUGUAUCUUAUACUAUCAUAGUUGAGAAAUUUAGUUUCUUAGUCAUUUUUAGCUGUUAUUGUGGGAGACCUCAAAUAAGAUGCCCUUGAGUGUGUGGUUUUAGUGAUGUGCCAUCUUACUAUCAAUGGCGAUUUUAAUUGCAAUAUUCAAGUUGAUGAGAAUGAUUUGUAAGAAUGGAGCUAGUGUAUAAAUUGUUAUAGAAUUUAUUCAGUUAUUAUCCAAGUGUCAGAAAAAUUAAAUCUGAAUUCAUCAUAUGUUAGAGUUUUAAAAUGUGAAUCUACAUCGUAAAUGGGCAUUAAACAUUCUGAAGCGCCUUGUUUGGAGAAUGUCAGCAGCAUAGCUACGUUCAGCUAACGAAAUGCUAAACAUGCGGAAGCUUCGAGAGCCUCGGGACAGAUUUACAGGGAACUACAUAUGUACAUGUGUGUUUCAUUAUUAAACACCCACCUGCACUAUCAGUGUUGCACUAAUGUGGAAUUUGAAAGACUAGUAUAUUGCUGAUACUGUAUAUCUGCACAUCUUUCCUGGUUAGAUUGUUUUAAAGACAAUCUCAAAGAUCUAAAGUUUUAAAGUAAAUCCAUUGGUUUGAAAAUAUUGUCAUCUUGAAGGAAUCACUGUCAUACAUGAAGUUGCUCAGAGCGGUAUUUAUUCUCUUCUUGGUCAAGGUUAACAAUUUCUAAAUGAUUGCAAAUCCACUUAUGAAAUAAUACAUUUACAAAGCCAUUUUCCAUGCAUUAAACGAGGGCUACAAUAUUAUGUUUUACAAAUACUAGCACUUUUUUUUUUUUGCUGAUAUGUACUUAGUGUUAGAGGGUCAAAAUAAUCUUUCUGCUUAGCAUCUCUUAAACCAUACCUGCAAGUAUAGCAGGAUUAUUACAUUUACAGUACUUUAAUACUUGUAUAAACUAUGCAGAAAUUUUUAAUAAAGUGUAAUAUAUUUUAUAAGCUAAUAAGACUGAAUGGGUAAAGGUUUUUAGCAUGCAUUAGUAUACUUGCAAAUACUGAAACAUUUUGGUAAUCUUUCUUACUAAAGAUGUGAAUGUUUAAUGUACCUUCUCUGUUUCUACUCUGUAGUCCAAUGGGAAUUCAGUAAUGACAUUUUGUCAUGUCAAACUGUGAACAUAAAUUUGUACUGUACAGUCCUCAUAUACUAUAUACAGUAUGCAAUAUAUGUAUUAUAUACUUGUUAAUAAAACCAUCAGAAUAUUAAA
Molecule: messenger RNA, 4997 nt
Organism: Myotis brandtii (Brandt's bat)
Lineage: Eukaryota; Metazoa; Chordata; Mammalia; Chiroptera; Vespertilionidae
Gene: KLF3
Product: Kruppel-like factor 3 (basic)
Exons: 6
Coding region: 285-1322 (345 amino acids)
Biological process (GO): regulation of transcription by RNA polymerase II
Molecular function (GO): DNA-binding transcription factor activity, RNA polymerase II-specific; RNA polymerase II cis-regulatory region sequence-specific DNA binding
Source: RefSeq, a predicted model, not a curated record